Molecule: messenger RNA, 1217 nt
Organism: Molossus molossus (Pallas's mastiff bat)
Lineage: Eukaryota; Metazoa; Chordata; Mammalia; Chiroptera; Molossidae
Gene: CNIH3
Product: cornichon family AMPA receptor auxiliary protein 3
Exons: 7
Coding region: 1-537 (178 amino acids)
Biological process (GO): vesicle-mediated transport; regulation of AMPA receptor activity
Cellular component (GO): dendrite; synapse
Source: RefSeq, a predicted model, not a curated record
AUGCAGUACGUGCUUCUCCAUCCCCACCAGGAGCCUGUCUUAGGAUCGGUAGCCGGCAACUUCCGCACUACAAGAGAGACACACUUCCCCUUCUGCCAGUCCCCACAUCCAAGACAUGGCAUAGUCCUGAGGAAGAUAAUUGCCUUUGAUGAGUUAAGAACCGAUUUUAAGAGCCCCAUAGACCAGUGCAACCCUGUUCAUGCGAGGGAGCGGCUGAGGAACAUUGAGCGCAUCUGUUUCCUCCUGCGAAAGCUGGUGCUGCCCGAGUACUCCAUCCACAGCCUCUUCUGCAUCAUGUUCCUGUGUGCGCAGGAGUGGCUCACCCUGGGCCUGAACGUCCCUCUGCUCUUCUAUCACUUCUGGAGGUACUUCCACUGCCCAGCGGACAGCUCCGAGCUAGCCUACGACCCGCCGGUGGUCAUGAACGCGGACACCUUGAGUUACUGUCAGAAGGAGGCCUGGUGUAAGCUGGCCUUCUACCUCCUGUCCUUCUUCUACUACCUGUACUGCAUGAUCUACACUUUAGUGAGCUCUUAACUCAAAGACCACGCGCGUCAUCAGACUGGAUGGGAGUGAGCCCAGGCUGAGAAGUCACUUCUGCGGGCCACUGGAGAAGGGACCAGAGGGAUGCGCGAGAAGGAGACCUGCAGACACCGGCUGCACCAGACUGGGACCGGGCGGAAGCCGGGGCCGAAUUAACUGCGAACGUGUUCACUGCCCCGUGUACCCCAGGCUGCACGCUCACUGACGGCUGCACUCGGGAUGUAGCUCCCUUCUGGGCAGCGGGGCUCAGGGCAGCUCCUGAGCUGGAAUUGCUGCUUCCUGAGUCCACUCACCAAACAACUCCCACAGGGUCACUCUGCUUUUCUGGACCGUGGGAGCAGGUGCUGGAAGGCUGGACGGUGCCUGCUAAGGGACAGAAUGACCCAGAGUCGAGGCUGAGUGUUUGGGACCCAUUGCAGGCCUCAAGGAUGUGGGCUGCCCAAGGCCCUCAAGUCUCAUCCAUGCCAUGGUCAUGCCCUUCGCCUCACCCAAGGGUCUGGAAGGUGUGCGAUCGCCUUCAGCUGUGACCGACCUUGACCUGCGGGGGCGUCUGUGUUCAUGGCUUGUUCCAUGAGAGCCCAGCUUAGGGACAUCUUGAGCUGGGUUUGGGGCAAUAUGUUAGCAAUAAGUUAAGCCCAAAGUCGUGGAUGUGGGUGUGGGCCGGGAAGAGGGAC